This is a messenger RNA of Hevea brasiliensis (rubber tree), 2146 nucleotides long. Its product is annotated as protein SENSITIVE TO PROTON RHIZOTOXICITY 1. Gene Ontology annotation, biological process: response to aluminum ion; response to acidic pH. The record is from RefSeq and is a predicted model, not a curated record. Bases 435 to 1913 code for a protein of 492 amino acids. The transcript has 2 exons. NCBI's taxonomy places the organism in Eukaryota, Viridiplantae, Streptophyta, Magnoliopsida, Malpighiales, Euphorbiaceae.
AAAGAGGGCGGGGGAGGGGGGGAGGUGUGUGGUUCGGGGGGUUGAGAAGUAUGGGAUUAGGGAUACACAAUCUUAUACCCAAAUCUCAAAUCAGCCCUCAAAGUUGUUCUUGUCUUUUUCAGUCGUUGUUCAGCAAAAACAGAAAGCUACACAACAAUGCUAUGAUUGACCCACCAAUGGUUCUGAUUAAAUGGGCUAUAUCAGUCUAAUCAGAAUGACAAAAUUGAUGGCACUUGGCAACAGUUUAUUCUUCUUGGUCGUAGUGGCUGCUGAUAUGUUAAUAUUGAUUCAGUCCCACUCCAAAUUUUCUUUUUCAUUCCUGUCUUUUUGUGUUCCUUUGUGCCCAAUUCGAGAUGAAGCAGCCUGCGUCUGACUUCAAGCAAUCUUGAAUCUGGUUUGAUUAGCACCGAGUCUUGAGACUCAGCAAGGACUCGAUGAUGGAUCACAUGGACACGCUGUGUCAAGAAACGUGGGCAAAAUCUUCAUCUUCUGGUAAUGAAUUAGCGAAAAACAUUCCCACCAAGAAACCAUCUUUUACCAAUUAUAAUUUGGACUCGCAUCAACAUCAGCAGAAGUGGGAAGAUACCUCUAUCUUUGGCAUUAGGACAGAUACCCCUUUCCAAGAAUUCAAUCCACAAUCCGAAACCCAAUCUUUGCUUCCUUCCAAUCCCAAUGAUCAUAUCAAAAUAGUGGAUCGAAAAAAUAGUCAAAUUAAUGAAACACUUCAAAUCAACAAAAUCCCAGAUUGGGAUCCAAGGGCUAUGCUUAAUAAUCUCUCUUUUCUUGAGCAAAAGAUCCAUCAAUUACAAGAUUUGGUGCAUUUGAUUGUUGGCCGGAGGAGUCAGGUUCCAGGACAGCCAGAAGAACUUGUAACCCAGCAACAGCAACUCAUAACGGCUGAUCUCACUUCAAUUAUUGGACAAUUGAUAACUACUUCAGGUAGUCUUCUUCCAUCUGUGAAGCAUACACUUUCUGCAACCACUCCUCCUCUUGGACAGCUUGGGGGGAUUCUUUUCCCCUCUGGAACAGGCAUGAAUAGUAGACUACAGCGACAACAUAGUAGUGGAACUAAAGUCUCUGAUCAGUCCAACCAAAUGGAUGUUACAGGUAAUUAUGGGACUGAGCAGAACUACUCUAUUGAAGAACAUGAAAUGAAAGAAGAAGACGAUGCUGACGAAGGGGAGAACCUUCCACCUGGUUCCUAUGAGAUCUUACAACUAGAAAAAGAAGAAAUCCUUGCACCGCAUGCUCAUUUCUGCACAAUAUGUGGGAAAGGGUUUAAGAGGGAUGCAAAUUUACGGAUGCAUAUGAGAGGUCAUGGGGAUGAGUACAAAACUCCUGCAGCACUUGCAAAACCCAACAAGGAAGCCAGCUCUGAGCCAGUGCUCAUUAAGAGGUAUUCCUGUCCAUUUGCCGGUUGCAGGCGGAGCAAGGAUCACAAAAAGUUUCAAGCUUUGAAGACUAUUUUGUGUGUCAAAAAUCAUUAUAAGAGAACUCAUUGUGACAAGAGCUACACUUGCAGUAGAUGCAACACCAAGAAAUUCUCAGUCAUUGCAGACCUCAAAACUCAUGAGAAGCAUUGUGGCAAGGAUAGAUGGCUUUGUUCAUGUGGUACAACUUUUUCAAGGAAAGACAAGCUUUUUGGGCACAUUGCUCUCUUCCAAGGUCAUACUCCUGCUAUUCCGCGUGAUGAAACGAAAGGACUAUCUUCUGGGCCAUCUGAUAAAGGGGAAGAAAAUGAUGUAUCAAACAAGGUUGGAAGUACAAAUUAUAGUUUUGGCUCCAGUGAUGCUACUGGAAGUGGAGCUCAGAAUAUUAUGGAUGUGAAGGUGGGUGUUGAUGAUCCUGCUAGUUAUUUCUCGCCAUUGAACUUCGAUACUUGUAAUUUUGGUGGAUUUCAUGAGUAUCCUUGACCUCCAUUUGAUGAUUCAGAAAGUUCAUUCUCUUUUCUUAUUUCUGGUUCUUGUAAUUACAGUCAGAAAACUGGAGGAGCGUCAAACUCUAGUAAUCUUCAAUGAUGUUCUUGGUAUUUUAAUAUUUGCUUGUGUAAGUUUAUCCUAGGUUUCUAAUUGAUGUUAAAUUUUAUUUGGAAGGUGUCCCAUGUAAUUUCAUUAGUUUAAAAAAAUGGACUUCCUUAGACAUUAAA